Molecule: messenger RNA, 1623 nt
Organism: Fusarium pseudograminearum CS3096
Lineage: Eukaryota; Fungi; Ascomycota; Sordariomycetes; Hypocreales; Nectriaceae
Exons: 1
Coding region: 1-1623 (540 amino acids)
Biological process (GO): transmembrane transport; carbohydrate transport
Cellular component (GO): membrane
Molecular function (GO): carbohydrate:proton symporter activity
Source: RefSeq, a predicted model, not a curated record
AUGGAGAAACCCGAAUCCACCGCCCACAUUGAGCAGUCCAACACCUCCAAAUCCCUCCACAUCUCCCCCAACCACACCCGCGGCCAUGCUAUCCAACAGCAAGAACACAACAGAACAUACCUACAAACCUUCCGCAAGGAUCCAUGGCUUCUGCUCUGGAUCGGAGUCAUGCUCUGGACUCUGAUCGUUCGCGGUUUUGAGAACCAGUCUUCAGGCUCUGUCAUUAGUAUCCCCGUCUUCAAGGAACGCUUCGGCAAGCCUGAUGACAAGGGUAAUUACUUUAUCGAGACGAGCUGGCAGUCAGCUUUGAGCGGUGGCUCUAACGCUGCUGCUAUCUUUGGUGCUUGGGCGUCUUCAUACUUUGCCGAUAUCAUUGGCUUCAAGCCAGUUGUUCUUGCUGCUGCUGCCAUCAACAUUGGUUCUGUAGGCGUCGAGUUUGCUUCUACAUCUAUCGAAAUGUUCUUUGCCGGAAAGAUGGUCAACUUUAUCGCCAUCGGAGCAUUCCAGAACCUCUGUACCGCGUACGUUGCAGAUGUCUCACCAUUGGCUAUUCGCUCUACUACGAUCGGUUUCUGCAACCUUGCUCAAUGCAUCGGUCCCUUCAUCUCCGCCAUCCUGUCCAACUUUAGUUCUCAGUGGGAUACCAAUUGGUCAUGGCAAUCUCUGAUUGUUGCCCAGUGGGGUUUCGCAGCAGUGGCUCUUGUCGGACAAAUUGCCAUGCCUGAAUCUCCAGUCUUUCUGGUCCGCAAAGGCAAGAUGGAACAGGCCCGCAAAGCCCUUGGACGAAUGUACUCUGACCCAGAAGAUGCGUCUGGACAUUUGGAACGGAUCAAGUUGACUCUCGAAGAGGCAGAGUCUCAAAACCUUGGUUCUUAUCUCGAUUGCUUCAAGGGUACCAAUCUUCGAAGAUCCCUCAUCGCCAUCAUGGUGUUCCUGUCAGAGCCCAUGUCAGGUCUGGGAUUCGUUUCUAACUAUGGUGCUUUGAUGUAUCAAUACCUGGGGAUUGGCGACAAGAAGUCUUUCCAGAUUCAAAUUGGCGCACAGAUCCUUUCUAUGUCCGGCGCAACCAUUGCAUUCAUUGUAGGCGACUUUUACGGCCGUCGACCCAUGUAUGUCACCGGUUGUGUUGCCCUCGCUUGUCUGCUCAUGUGCAUGGGUAUCUCUGGGUCAGUCGACAACACAGCUGCCGUCACAGCAUCAGUCGGGUUUUACACCAUGUACAACUUCUUUUACAAUGUCGGUGUUGGUUCGACUGUGUACACCAUUGCAGGAGAGAUUCCUACUUCCGUCCUACGAACCAAGACGAUUGCGAUUGCCAUCUGCAUUUCUUCGGCUGUCAACACCAUGUGGUCUUUUGUCGCGCCGUACAUCUUCAACCCGGAGUUUGCCAACCUCAAGGCGAAGAUCGGUUUCAUUUUCGGCGGUUUCAUGAUCAUCUUUGCCGUUCUUGCGUUUUUGUUUGUUCCCGAGACCCGCAUGAGGAGUUACGAGGAGUUAGAUGAACUCUUUAUGGAUAGGAUCCCUGCUCGACAGUUCCGCAAGCAUGUCACUCUUGCCGAACGUCGCGCUGAGGAGGCAUAUGCAAUUGAGAACGGCACAGAGGAAAAGAUUCGAAGUGUCUGA